AUGGUCUGCUUCGAAAGGAUUAUAUUCAGUGCCUUCGUUGCGCUCUCUACCCUCGUCGAGGCGCACCCCGGCCAUGAUGUGAAUGCUGAGGCCAGUGAGCGUGCUACUGCUUUAAAGGGUAAACGCGGCCUCGCUGAGUGCUCGGAUACACUCAAGAUCCGUGGCUUUGAGGCGAAGAACAUCGCUCGACGAGAGCUUGCUGUUCAGAAGCUUCGUCGAAGCCUUGCCAUCAAGAAAGAAGUGCCGACGCUGGAAGAUCGAGACUUGGGCUCCCUGAACACCAGCCAUCAUUCUUCUUUAGAUGUCAACUUUGACACAGAUCCCGAGGUUCUAUUCGCAUCAAAUGCAACUUGUAUCCUCGGGCCCGAUGUCACACAGGGCCCAUACUAUGUGACCGGUGAACUUGUUCGUGAGAAUAUUGUGGAAGAUCAGACCGGCGUUCCCUUGUACCUCGACAUUCAACUUGUCGAUUCUUCUACUUGUGAGCCAGUUUCUGGAUCAUAUGUCGACAUUUGGCACUGCAACUCAACUGGUGUCUAUUCCGGAAUUGUUGCGAACGGAAAUGGAAAUAGUGCUGAUAGCUCCAAUAUAAACACAACUUUCCUCCGUGGCAUUCAGCAGACUGACGACGACGGUGUCGUCAAAUUUGAGACACUAUUCCCCGGUCACUACACUAGCCGUGCUACCCAUAUCCAUGUGCUCAGCCACCCCACGAACGAAACGACCCUUCUAGCUAACGACACCAUAUCUGGACUCUACACCUCGCAGGCAUCACACGUCGGCCAGCUCUUCUUCGACCAGGACCUCAUCUCUGAGGUUGAAAGCACUUCUCCCUAUACCACUAACACUCAGACGCUGACGGAAAAUUCCGACGAUAGCAUUCUUCUUCAAGAAGCGGACGAGAUUGAUCCAUUUGUCGAUUAUGUUUACUUGAAUGACGAUGAUAUAUCCGACGGUAUUUUUGCCUGGAUUUCGCUAGCGAUUGAUUCUUCUGAGGAUACUUCUAUUACUCCAGCUGCUUAUCUAACUGCUUCUGGUGGGGUUUCGAACUCCGAUAGUGGUUCUGGAGGUCCUGGAGGCUCUGGAGGCCCUGGUGCACCUGGAGGUUCUGGGGGACCUUAG
Molecule: messenger RNA, 1122 nt
Organism: Talaromyces atroroseus
Lineage: Eukaryota; Fungi; Ascomycota; Eurotiomycetes; Eurotiales; Trichocomaceae
Exons: 5
Coding region: 1-1122 (373 amino acids)
Molecular function (GO): ferric iron binding; oxidoreductase activity, acting on single donors with incorporation of molecular oxygen, incorporation of two atoms of oxygen
Source: RefSeq, a predicted model, not a curated record